AUGGGGAAGAAACCGUGGCCAAACGUGAAGAAGGGUGUGCCCGCCGCCAGCUCGAGGCCGGGCUCCGAUACGGGAAGCAACGGGUGGUCGGGGACCAAGUCGCCCGCGUUCGCCGCCCAGGGAGGGUCCGGGUCCAGGUCGCCGUCCGUCGCUGGAUCCGCGGGCCGCGCGUCGGUGUCGGCGUCGUCCGGUAUCCAGUCGCAGUCCCCCAUCACGAGUCCGGUGGCAAACUUUAACCCGAUGGCGAGCGAUUUUGUGCCUGUGGCUGUGCCGGCUGCCACGGAGAUGUCGGAUCCUGGCUCGGCCUCGUCAGUCUCGCCGGCUCCUGCUUCUGUCGCUGAACCGGACUUGAUUCCAUCAGCUCCAGAUCUGGCUUCGGCUGCGGUCCCGGCUGCGACUUCGACUCUGGGGGUUUCUGAGCCUACUCUUGAACGGGAUACCAACCCAGCUUCUGCUGCAUCCGUUCCAGAAUCAGACCCGAUUCCAUUAGCUCAGGCUCAUGAACCGGCUCCGGACCCAGCUCUGGCUCUGGUGCCGUUGCCAGAACCUAUCGAAUCAGAGACGGUGGCGCCCUACCGCCCUCCCUCACAAAUGUCCUCGCAGAGCGAAAAGUCGGACGAAUCCGCCGACGACGAGACAAUGGAGGUGGAGUAUGAUUGGGAGCGCGACGCCCAACAGACACAGCCAGCCCGGAAGCUGCGAGAACAGCAGCAGCAAAACCAGGGAAUCUCGCCAGGGCCGCCACACAGCCGCUUUGGAGAGAAGCCCAAGGAGAUUACGCUUCCGUGGAUGCAGGCCAAAGCAGCGGCCGCCGGGGAGGCGAAGGGAGAGGGCUCGAACAAGGAGGGGUCUGUCGGGGACGCAUACGACCCCGAUGAUUCGCUGGUGCUGGGCUCGCCGUCGACGGUGCAUGAAAUUCCGGACGAUCUCGAGCAAUUCGCCCAUCACAGCGGCAUGCUUGACGGAUACGGCGCCGAUUAUCUAGGCGAGCCGUAUCUCGCGCCACCGGGAGCACACGAAGGCAUGGGGUUGGGCGACGGUUUCGACCCUCCCGGCCUCGGCGGUCACGAUUUGCUCAGCAAGGUCUUGAGUGGCCAAGUCUCCAAGACCUCGAGCGAACCCACCGAGCGGGCUACUUCGGCUACUAGGGCAAAGCCCGAACAGCCUCACGACCAUGAGGGAAACCAACCCUCGCGGAGUCACCCCCAGGCUUACCCCUCGGGCAGCUCUGCCCGAGGGCCCGGCUACGAUGGCCCCGACGCCACCGACGGCCACCACUACGAUGGUGCGACCUACUAUAGCCAAGAGGGUAACGAUCACCCCGAGGACGGCUACAGCCACGGUGGCGACUACAACCAAGAUCGAAGCGGCUACAGGCAGCCAGAUGAGUAUAACCAGGACGAUGGCUAUACCCACGGCGACGACUACAAUCAGCGCAGCGACUAUGGCAAGGGCCCCGCCAACGGGCCCGCAUACGACAAUGCCGCGUACGAAGGCGCUCCGUACGACAACGGCUCCUACGACAACGCCCCGUACGACGAAGGGCCCGGCUACGACCACCAGGCCGGCGGCGGCGGCGGCGGCGGCGGGGACGACGACGACUACUACGGCAACGGCGCCGAGGGGCAAGAGUACGGCGCCGACGGCUACGACGCGGACGAACACGUCGAGCGCGUGUCCUGGUCCGCGGGCAACGCGGGCUCGGUGGGGUGGAAGCCCGAGCGGGCCAAGUGGCGGCCGGAAAGCCCGCCCUUCCAGUACCCGCACGGCGAGGACGCGGAGGAGGAUGCUGCUCCGCCAACGCCUCAGCCGCAGCAGCCCCAGGCUAAAUCCGUGCCCGCGCCGGCGUCGGUGGCCUCGUUCAAGAAGGCGGGCUCGAAGAAGGGCAAGAAUGCGGCUGAACCGAGCGCGCAUUAUGACGAUCAGGCGUCGUCUAUCUACGGUGCUCUGUCGCAGACGAGCAGGCAGCACCAGCACUCUAAUAAUCACAACCAACGGAAGCCGCAGCAGCAGCAGCAGCAGCAGCAGCAGCAACAACAACAGCAGAGCGAGGCGCCGGCGUCGGUGGCGGCGUCGUCGGCUCCGGCCAAGUACCACCAGCAUCCGUCAACGACAUUGAUGGACUGGAGGGCGGAGGUGAAGGAUCAGGGAGACAAGGAGCCGAGGGUGGGCGGGGGUCGGGGUCCGACGUCGGGGACGCGGUUUUUCGCGAGCAUCACGUCCGGGGCGCUGAUACCGGAGGAGUUGCCGUUCGAGGUGCACAGGGAUGAGAUUGCCACCCGGUUCGAGGUUCUGCCCAGGAUCGACCUGCUCAGCAAUUACCACCUUCCCGACGGCAUCGCGCUGCGAGAGCUAGACCAGCUGCGCUGGCUUGUGAAGGAGGGCCAGAGGUGCCAGGUCGCCGGGGCGUCGGCGGCCGACUGGAACAGCAGCGUGCACCACCCGCUCAUCUCGCUGGCGUUUAGGGACAUGGAGUCCCGGAUCAAGCUGAGCGCAUGGAAUCACCGGCACCCCCAUCCUUCCCGACUUCCUACCCCCGGCAUCCUCACGCCCCCUCGCCUCCGCCCCCUCUCCUUCGUCCUCGCCCUCGAACCCCUCGACUACAUCCACGGACUCCUGCUCAACCAAGCCCCCGCCACGCAAACCAUCAACCCGACGCUCUACGCGCCCCUCCGCACGCGCCUGGUCGCGCUCCCCAUCGACGCCGUCUCGCCUAACGGGCUCGGCAUCGCGGGAGGCGGCGAAGGCACGCCCGGCGCCGCCGUGUGGCAGUGGGCGUGGAUGGAGCGGAUGCGGCGGCUCGCGCCGUGGGCCAAGGUGCCGGCGCUGCCGUCGAUCCGGGUGGUCGGGCACGACUGGUACCUCUCGUGGGCGUGGCUUGACGGGGAGGAGACGCCGGGGCCGGAGGAGGGGCCGGGUCCGCUGCGGAUGCGGAGCGUGGUGGGCAUGUAUAGGGUUUUGGCGGGGCUGAGGAAGUUGGGGACGUGGGUGGAUGAGACGCUGGAGCCGUGGGCGAGGGAGGUGCUGCGAGCGUAG
Molecule: messenger RNA, 3036 nt
Organism: Parascedosporium putredinis
Lineage: Eukaryota; Fungi; Ascomycota; Sordariomycetes; Microascales; Microascaceae
Source: the annotation of a GenBank genome assembly